Molecule: messenger RNA, 640 nt
Organism: Populus trichocarpa (black cottonwood)
Lineage: Eukaryota; Viridiplantae; Streptophyta; Magnoliopsida; Malpighiales; Salicaceae
Exons: 1
Coding region: 122-373 (83 amino acids)
Source: RefSeq, a predicted model, not a curated record
GUUCCGUUUUCAUUAAAAAAAAACCCAACUUUCCCUCUCCUCAUCCCAUAUAACCCACCACCAUCAUUCCUCUUCCUAUCAACAAAUCAUACUUGAGAGAGAGAGAGAGAGAGAGACUUGAAUGGAAGGGGAGAUGGGAAGGAGCGGAAGCAGCAGCAAGAAGAGGAAGAUGUGGCUUUUUAAGAGGUUAAAGAUGAAGGAAUCUUGGAGAUGGAGAUUGAGGUUUUUGGUUUCUGCUUUCAAGUGGAAAAGGCUUAAAAUACAGCUUUCUUUGCUUGACGAUUUGCUUUUCAAGAUCAUCUCUGUUUUAGAGGCUAUUGUCUUGGUUAUUACCUUGUGCUUCUUUUUUCUUUGUUGCGGCUGCCAUUUUUGACAUUUGUCUCUUUAAUGUUAUUUUGGUUCAAAAAUCUUCUGUUCCAUGUUUUCUUUUUUCUUUUCAUGGUAUGUAUAGUUUCUUAAAUCUUUGGAGGAAAAAAAAAAACAGGGAGAAUUAGGAGGGACUGUAUCUAUUUACUUAUACGGUUUUCGUUUGUUAGUGCAAGUUGUUCAUGAUGGGAAUUUGUCACAGCUCAAAUUGAAUUCUCGAAUGCAAUAUUGAGUCGAAUAUAUAGUCAGAAUUCUGAGUUGGAGAUGACAAAAA